Phytophthora sojae is the source of this 2841-nucleotide messenger RNA. RefSeq lists its product as hypothetical. Lineage: Eukaryota; Oomycota; Peronosporomycetes; Peronosporales; Peronosporaceae. Bases 1 to 2841 code for a protein of 946 amino acids. The transcript is spliced from 2 exons. The record is from RefSeq and is a predicted model, not a curated record.
AUGUCCACGAACACCUCCGACGCCGACUUGAUCGCCGACGCUGCGUUGCUCCCGCUUGAGCCGCUGCCCAUCCCGGAUGGCACGGCUGGCGGCGGCACCAACAACUCGAAGGCCGACCCGAUGGACAACAACAAGGGGUCUUCCGCGAACGCAAGUGGUGACGAGGCGAUGGACGCCGGCGACGAGCGCGACAACAACAAUGCGGAUCACGACGGCGAAGACGACGAAGACGGCGACGCGAAGGGGGAGGAGAAGGGCGACAACGCCGACAUGGAAAUGGUCGACGACGCCCCCGGCAUUCCCACACCCGACCAGAACAUCGGCACCACGUCCGGGCAGACGCCUUCGGGCGAGCAGCGCCCAGCACUUCACGGCCAAGUCGAGGUGCGUGGGCUGAUCCUCCGUCCGUACCAUGACCAAGACACUCCCAGCCUGACUCCACUGGAGGCACUCCUGAAUUCGCUCGUCGCUCGCCGUGAGUUUGCGUCGCUCCUCAUGCAUUUCCCCGUCCAUCAACUCACCCAGAAGGGCUUCUACACAGUCUCCACGAUUCGCCAUCUCCUCGCCCGAGAUCGUCAGCGUCAGGCCGUCUUCGACGAUAUCGACGGGGAGUCUUCUGCGGCCGAGAUCCUCCAGCUCCGGACAAAAUACGACCAGCUCAAGCGCGACGUUGUCUUCCUCGACGAGUACUACCGGCAGCAGCUCAAGUCUGCCAAGGAAGAUUCGGCCGGAAGCGGGGCCAUACUGGACGACAACUUCCGACGUCUGGCCAAGGAAAACUUGGAGGAGACUUCAGCUCUUCCGGGGAGAGUGGAUGAGCUGGAGACUCAACUGGCGUAUGCGAACACGCAGAUCGUCCACCUCCAGCGUUCCGCCCAGGAAACGCGUUUCGACGCGGCCGGACUGAUGGACUUCCUGAACUCCAGAGGGACUGAGGUGCGAGGCAACUGGUCACGUCUUCGCAAGCUUUUCCGUCGUUUCCAGAACGGGACCAUUCCGCCCGGGAGCUGGCGAACCUGGAUCUCUGUGGAGGCAGUUGACAGGCCCUACCGUAUGUAUCCUCCGUACCCGGGCCCGCUCCUGGACGAGAGUGAUGACGACGAGGGUGGUGCUGAUGGUGACGCUCAGGAGGAGAAGGCUGAGGACAACUCUCCUCCGGCCAGUGUUCCAGUCGCGACUCCGCCCAGGCGCACACAGCAAUCUUCGCCGGGGUCAUCCAAGUCGGGGUCCGGCCGGGGUUCUUCGUCCAAGAAGGCCAAGGUUGUCCAACGUCGUCCCAGUGUCCACCCGGAAUCGCACGUCGGUCCUCGUCCGUCAAGGUUCCCGUUGAGGCUCUCGGUGCAGGAGGCCUGCGCUCUCCUCCCGGAGUUCAUCGCUUGGCAAGAUCUCCGGCCAGACGUCCAGUGGACUAUGCGCUCUGGGGUGAAUUAUCACGAGGCUGUCAAUACUCUGGGCAUGGAUCGAGUUGGCCACGGCCACUUCCACCGGGACUCGCUCCUCAAGAUGUUGGCAACCAUGAUGUACCACCGUAAGCUGGACGAGACACCCUGGGCGAAAUACGUCCCCGUUUCAUACUACAGGAUGACCGAGGUUGUUUUGGACGAUUGGCUUGACAAGGAUUCGUCCGAAGAUGACAAGGCCACCGACCCGGACUGCAACAACGGUGAUGCAGUCGAUGAAGACGACGACGACGACGAAGGUGACGCGGUCGAAGUGGUCAAGGUCACGCCGACUCCGGCCGAGAAACAUGAUGCUGAGGGUGACGAUGGAGACAGCAGCAGCAGCAGUACUGACGACGAGCCUCCCCGGAAACCCAAGCGUAAAGCGUCUUCCCAGAGAGUGCGGUCUUCGUCAGAUUCCUCGUCCGAGAGUGCCAGCAGCGUCAAGCCCAAGAAGUUCACGUAUUCUCCUUCGCCCAAGCGUCCCCGUCAGUCUCGUUCUGGUUCUACCUCGGGCAAGAAAUCUGGCAGCCUGCGUUCCCGGGCGAGGGCUGAGCUAGAAAAGCGCAAGUCACCUCUCGCCCGAAAGAAGUACGAUGAGCUGACUCCGGCCGAGUUGGCCAUGAUCGAGCAGCCGACCAAAGGUGUCCUGUCGUGGCGUCGACGUGGUAUCCUGAGCCAGUUCACGCCCAAGAAAAAUGGCCACGAGAACCAGACGCCCGGCUUUCCGGAGCACUGUCCGUACAAGGGUGAAGGUGGCCUGGAACGUCUCUGCGCGCGCUGGCCUGUAGUUAAAACGGAGUAUGAGCUGAUCGUGGCCGCAAAACCCUGGGAGGAGAUGUUCCGGAAUCGGGUCAAGGUCUUCCAUUUCCACAGACGCUCGGAACUUCCGGCCGGGUCGUUCAAGUGGAUCGACGAGUACCUGCGCUACGUUCGAGAUCACGCCGAGGUCUUCUGGUACAUGCUCCACUGGUUCUCCAUCAAGAUCAAGGCGGCCAAGGGUGAGCCCGUCGAUCCGCUCAAGUAUCUCCUGGCGAACACACUCUACGAGAGACGUCGUGAGCUGCACGAGAACAUCGGUCGUGGCAUGGAGGAUCGUGUCAAGCGCUUCAUCAAGAAAGGAGUCCCUGCGUCUGUCUUCGAAGAGCCCGGCGUUUGGGUUUACCCGGCCAAGAUUUGCUACAUGUACUUGACCGACCCGUCCACGUUGAACGCGCAAGGUGACCCGUACAGCCUGGCCGAGCAGAUCGAGAUGGCAGAGCGAGCGGAGCCCAGCCGGACUCAGUGGUCGUAUUACUGCACGGACUCCGACCGGACGGCCCAUGUUUCGCACGACCUUCGCCUCCGCGAGCUCUCGCCCGAGGAACGCGCGGCUAACCCUAUCUCGCACACAGUGGAGUAG